GGCGGGACUUCCUGUCCCGCGCGGGCAGAACUUCCGGAAGAGUAGGAAGACCCUGUCUCUUUCAGUGUCAAGAGAUUACGGGCUGCCCAGUAGGGUAGUAAGGUCUGGGACGGUCACGGUGACUCCAGGACGUGUGGUCCACUACCUGUGCUUGGCGCCAUGGGUGUAAUAGGUAUACAGCUGGUCGUUACCAUGGUGAUGGCCAGUAUCAUGCAGAAGAUUAUACCUCACUAUUCUCUUGCACGAUGGCUACUCUGUAAUGGCAGUUUAAGAUGGUAUCAACAUCCCACAGAAGAAGAAUUAAGAAUUCUUGCAGGGAAGCAGCAAAAAGGGAAAAGCAAAAGAGAUAGGAAAUAUAAUGGUCACAUUGAAAGUAAGCCACUAACCAUUCCAAAGGACAUUGACCUCCAUCUAGAAACAAAGUCAGUUACCGAAGUGGAUACUUUUGCAUUGCAUUACUUUCCAGAAUACCAGUGGCUGGUGGAUUUCACAGUGGCUGCUACAGUUGUGUAUCUAGUAACUGAAGUCUACUACAAUUUUAUGAAGCCCACACAGGAAAUGAAUAUCAGCUUAGUCUGGUGCCUGCUUGUUUUGUCUUUUGCAAUCAAAGUUCUAUUUUCAUUAACUACACACUAUUUUAAAGUAAAAGAUGGUGGUGAAAAAUCAGUCUGCGUUACCUUUGGAUUUUUUUUCUUCGUGAAAGCAAUGGCAGUCUUGAUUGUAACAGAAAACUAUCUGGAAUUUGGACUUGAAACAGGGUUUACAAAUUUUUCAGACAGUGCGAUGCAGUUUCUUGAAAAGCAAGGCUUAGAAUCUCAGGGUCCUGUUUCAAAACUUACUUUCAAAUUUUUCCUCGCUAUUUUCUGUUCACUCAUUGGGGCUUUUUUGACAUUUCCCGGAUUACGCCUGGCUCAAAUGCACCUGGAUGCCCUGAAUUUGACAACAGAAAAAAUUACACAAACAUUACUUCAUGUCAACUUCUUGGCACCUUUAUUUAUGGUUCUGCUCUGGGUAAAACCAAUCACCAAAGACUACAUUAUGAACCCACCAUUGGGUAAAGAAAGUAUCCCUUUAAUGACAGAAGCUACAUUCGAUACUCUGCGACUCUGGUUAAUAAUUCUGCUCUGUGCUUUGCGGUUGGCCAUGAUGCGUAGUCACCUGCAAGCUUACUUAAACUUAGCCCAGAAAUGUGUGGAUCAGAUGAAGAAAGAAGCAGGGCGAAUAAGUACAGUCGAGCUACAGAAAAUGGUGGCUCGAGUCUUUUACUACCUGUGUGUCAUUGCGCUGCAGUAUGUGGCACCUCUGAUCAUGCUGCUUCACACAACCCUGCUGCUGAAGACACUAGGUAACCAUUCCUGGGGCAUUUAUCCAGAAUCUGUCUCUACCUCGCCAGUGGAUAAUAGUCUCCCCUCCAGCUCUGUUCAUUCUGAGUUACCAUCUGCUGAUGGGAAGGUGAAGGUAACUGUUACACAAAUAACAGUGGCGCUGAGCAGCUUAAAAAACAUUUUCACCCCUCUGCUCUUCCGAGGACUUCUGUCUUUCCUUACCUGGUGGAUUGCUGCUUGUCUCUUUUCUACAAGCCUUUUUGGGCUUUUUUAUCACCAGUAUCUCAGCGUGGCAUGAAUCUCGAUUAACAAAAACAGAUAUCCAGGUCACACUUUGGAUUCAAAUAUUUGUGCCCUUGAAGGGCUGACAAAGACCAGAAGAAAGCAAAUACAAAGGAAAAAAGAAACAUAUCAGAGUAUCUUGUUUGAAAUGCUUCCUCUGUUCUCAGGGUAAAUUAAUGGGAUAAUAUGUAAAAUUACAGAAUAGAUUGCUAAGUGCUAUACUGUGGCAUUGGAAAUUUUAACUCCUUGUAUUAACUGAUGUGAGAGGUCUCUCUCUCUUCUAGAAGAAUAAUACAUCUGAUUACCUUGGUUUACAGAAACCUCUGAAACAAUCUUUGAAACUUUUCAUAUGACUCCAGUGAGCGAUUGCUCUUAGUGGUAUUAAGGUUCUGUUACUACUCAUGUGGCUGCCCGCAGAACACUCUGUAAACUGAGCCAUGUUCCAUAGGAGGUGAAGGAGCUAAAAGUUGCUUCUGUUGGUAAUGCAUUACUCACUCUUCCAACAACAGUAACAGAAAACCCAACAGAAGGGAAGAAAAUAGCUACUGUAUAUUACAGUAAAGAAAGCUGCAUAGUAAUUUUACAUUUUAAUGGAGAUGUACAUGCUUAAUAUCUACAAGUACUACUGCUUGAAAGUAGCAAGAAUAUUGUUUAACAGUGGACUCUGUACAACUUGAGGGAUCUCAUAAAAUGACUGGCUAUAUGAACAUUUGUAAUCUUGCUGUUAGGUGUGGGCCUCCCACAUUUUAUUUUUUAUUUUAGGAUCCUAAAUAGUUCUUUUUAAUAAUUAAAAAUAUUUAUCAAUAUUGAUCAGACUUUAAAAAAUUACUUUGUAAUCCUGCUGACAACCUGUAUGUAUUGUAUAUAUUAUAUAUUAAAUAUAUAAUAUAUUGAGAUUAUAAAAGAUGAAAAUAUUGGAUCCUUUAAUGUUUUAAGUUGCUGAAUGUAUGUUAAAACAUUAUUGAAUGAGAUGUAUUUGUAUCUAGAAAUUUUUCUUUUGGGGAUGAAAUUAAAAUACAUUUUGAAAGUUUAUUUGAGCACGCAAUUUAUUUGUGUUGCCUGUGUGAGAGUGGUUACAGUUUGUAAAUAUUUAUUUAGGUGAUUUCUUCCAAAUGAAAUUUUUGUUCUGUCAGUUUCAGAAAUCAGAAUCUUUCCACUCUGAACCAAUCUGCAGGUAUCAUUUAAAUGUGUGCCAAGUAGGACCGGUUUUAUAUUUGUAGUGCCCAGAAUUAGAAAUGUUAAAUUUGUAUUUUAUAGUUCAGAAAUUGAGGUGAUCUGAUUGGAAAAUGUAAAAUAAAAAUAAAAUUAAUAAAAACAUGAUUUAAAAAAUAGUAAAAUUCUUUGUAAUGCUUUUUACAUCUAAAACUCAAAGUGAAGGGUUACACUUAUAAAGGGAAUGAAUUUAGAUAAACAGGUUUGUUUUUUCUAACAAAUAGUAGAAUUUAUAAAUAAAUGUCCUUUCAUAUAACUGUCUUUAGAGGCUAUGUAUUAUGUUCUAGUGCUAUUGUUACUGUUGAAAGCAAUGUUGAAACUUCUUUUGGAAUUAUUUGCAAGGCAUGUGGUUCACCUUUAUAUUAAUAAUCUCAAUACAGCAAAUUUCUCUAUUUUGGUGUAGAUUAAAUAUUUUAGAAAUAGCUCAUUUCUAAGAUGUUUUAAAAGACUGAAUAAUACGUGCCUAAGUUGGGUAAAACUCUUUGGUUGAAAUGAAUUAUACAUAUAGCCUAAAGACCCUUCAUGUGUAUUUUCAAAAGAAGCACUCCAUAUAUAUCUUGCAAUAUAUGAGCAUUAGUAAAAUAAGUAGCUUAUCAUAAGAUUACAGCAAAGCAUAACAUUUUGUAUGUGGAAGUUGUCACAUGUUGGACUUGAAAAGAAUCUCACCUGGUGUAACCAUUCUUAUUAAGAACUAGUGUACAU
Messenger RNA from Artibeus jamaicensis (Jamaican fruit-eating bat), 3521 nucleotides. It is a transcript of the gene TMEM161B, whose product is annotated as transmembrane protein 161B. Lineage: Eukaryota; Metazoa; Chordata; Mammalia; Chiroptera; Phyllostomidae. Bases 160 to 1623 code for a protein of 487 amino acids. The record is from RefSeq and is a predicted model, not a curated record. The transcript has 12 exons.